AUGAACUGCUUCUUGCACUGAAUUAAAUUAUUGAUUAUUGAUUCAUAAUGACGAUUGGAAUUGAAUUACAGCGUCUGGCAAACCAAAGAGAAAGGAAUUGAAUAACAGCGAGUUUCGAUUUCGUAGCUAGCUUGAAGAAGAAGAAGAAGAAGCAGAUGUUUCUACGGGAAUGGAGGAGAAAGACCCGUGGUUGGCCCCAGAUAAGGUCUACCACGUACUCUUCUGCUUCACCCUUACUAUUGUUUUCUCCACCCUCGCGAUCUUGACCAGAUACCCCUUCCUUCGCCGCCACGCCAUUUGGAUCGGAUCCAUCGCUUCACUCCUCGCAGGCGCAGCCAAAGAGGCCGCGGAUGAGCUUGGCUACUUUCGCUCUGCCGGAGCUUCCGCUAGAGAUGCGGUUGCCGACGUAGUUGGUGUGUUGCUUGCUUCCUUCGUUCUUUCUGUGUUCAGAAGCUCAACACGACCCGACACAGAAAUGAGUCAGAUCCGAGGGAUACCGCCGGUCUGAUAGGGUGGAUCCGAAUUUAUUUUUUAUGCGAGAAAAGACUUCUUAUUCCUUUUGUUGCAUUUUGGGAGGUGGGAUUUACUUUAAGCUUGCUGAUGAAUUAAGAACAUAGAAGAAGUGUAAAGGAAGAAUUUUUUUGUCCAAUUCUGCAUUUGUAGGCAUUCCGACAAGCUCGUGUUAUCUUGGAGACACUCCAUUACACCAAGUUUAAGCACUUUCAAGAACUUCUCUAAGAUAGUAACAAUUCUAGCAUUUGGAAGCUCUGUUAACAUUUAUAAUAGAAACAAAGUUGAAAUGAGAACAAUAUUUUGACUAUCAGCAAGUAACUGUACUUUAUAACCCGAGGGAUGAGGCUUUCCUGAUAACUCCUAAAUUGGCUUGGAGUUCCACAGAAAGUGACUCCAUUUGUGAUGAUGGAUGAAGAUGCAGAACUUUGUGGGGACAAAAAUGCUUCAUAUGUGCCUCUGUACUCGCUAAGUUCUAUCUGAUUUCCGAAGGGCAUAAUUGCACUGGAGAUACAUGGCCUCAUAAAGAUCAUGUUGAAGCAGAUGGAUUGGAGAAGUAGCGCAGGAAAAAGUAUGAGCUUUCAAAUAUCAUCAGUAUGAGCUUUCACAUAUCAUCACAUGAAUAUCAAAUUCCACAAGCGCAAUGAAUAUGGAGUCAUCUGCUGCAUGCCACUUCCGGGCAGUAGCUGUGAUCUGUUUAUUUUGUACCCAGAUUUGCUGGAAACUUCUGAGCUGCUAUGUAUCUCACAUUGCAUAAGCUCAUCUCCUUGUUAGCUGUGUUGCAUCGAUCCAAACAUAAAUAUCUGUGAUACGGCAAAGGCUAGAUUAAUCACUUUCUGAAGCUUCGGGGUGUUGAAGCUUUUCCUUGUGUUUCACCGUCUGUUUCUGGAAGCUUGACUGCAGUGU
This is a messenger RNA of Neltuma alba, 1416 nucleotides long. RefSeq lists its product as uncharacterized. Bases 170 to 508 code for a protein of 112 amino acids. The transcript has 3 exons. Lineage: Eukaryota; Viridiplantae; Streptophyta; Magnoliopsida; Fabales; Fabaceae. The record is from RefSeq and is a predicted model, not a curated record.